AGGUGACGUGGCGGGAGGAAUUUGUUUCAUCCUUCACGGAGAAAUUUGGCUUCUUCCCGCUCGAGCACUGCUCCGUUGAUUUUAUGGGGAAUAGCAUGGACAACACAAGGGUUGGUGCCACGGUGGAUGUAGACUCACAGGAUGGUCCACAAAAAACUCCAAAAACUCAGCACGAACAAGGGCCGCGGGAGCGAGAAUAUCGAGCCCGCACCCUUCAGGACGACGCCGGUUUAUUGAAGAGGGCGUUCGUCCAGCCAUUUAAGCGAUCAUCUCAGCGGUCGUCAUUAUUCAAGUUUUCGGCAACCCGGCAACCUAAACGUGGAGUAAAAAAUAUGUUUUUGGUGGAAGAUCUGCAAGUUGUUCCCGAGCGAAAGAGCCAGGAUGUAUCAUCUCCUCACGCACGCAACUUUGGAACACCUCCACCUUCUUUUAUUCACUACGGCAGCGCUCCUCGGCAACGUCGAUUUGCCGUUGCACCUCAUUUGGCGUCGCCUUCACCAGUGACGCCAACGCGGGCAACGGAAGAAAAUACGGGACUCUUCCCGUCUUUUAACGCAUCGACAGAAGUGUACGCAUGCUCGCCAUCGCCAUGCUCAUCAGGAACUCGCAAAGGAGUUUUCUCCCUCAGUAGGGAGCUGAUGUCGCUACAAAGCGGCUUAUCGGAGCUGCUGGAGCGACUAAAGGACAUAAAGCCAAUGGAAUUGGAAAGGCGUUGGCGCUCACAAUCUCGACAGGCGGCAGGAGGGAUUUUUUCGCAAAAAACCUCCGAGUGCCGAGAGGAUGAAACUUGCAAGGUCGACAGCGUUGCGGCGCUUCGAGACUUGGUGGGGCGAAUAGAGGGUGAAUUUAUGAGCCUAAAAUCACACAUUUCUGCGCUGUGA
This is a messenger RNA of Trypanosoma cruzi, 881 nucleotides long. RefSeq lists its product as uncharacterized. NCBI's taxonomy places the organism in Eukaryota, Euglenozoa, Kinetoplastea, Trypanosomatida, Trypanosomatidae. The annotation marks the transcript as partial. The record is from RefSeq and is a predicted model, not a curated record. The transcript has a single exon.